Molecule: messenger RNA, 2154 nt
Organism: Pteropus alecto (black flying fox)
Lineage: Eukaryota; Metazoa; Chordata; Mammalia; Chiroptera; Pteropodidae
Gene: DOLPP1
Product: dolichyldiphosphatase 1
Exons: 9
Coding region: 1-723 (240 amino acids)
Biological process (GO): lipid biosynthetic process; protein N-linked glycosylation
Cellular component (GO): intracellular membrane-bounded organelle; endoplasmic reticulum membrane
Molecular function (GO): dolichyldiphosphatase activity
Source: RefSeq, a predicted model, not a curated record
AUGGAGGUCCUCACCUGGCCACAGAAACCUCUAAAAUGUGCAAACCGAGGCCGGUCAGCUGUUCGUUGUUUGAGUACUUCUGGUGAUCUCUCUGGCCACCUCCUUGCCUACCUGAGCCUCAGCCCCAUAUUCAUCAUUGUUGGUUUUGUGACCCUCAUCAUAUUCAAGCGGGAGCUGCACACGAUCUCAUUCCUCGGGGGCCUGGCACUGAACGAGGGGGUCAACUGGCUGAUCAAACACGUCAUCCAGGAGCCGCGGCCCUGUGGAGGUCCCCACACGGCAGUGGGCGCCAAGUACGGGAUGCCCUCCAGUCAUUCCCAGUUUAUGUGGUUUUUUUCCGUCUACUCCUUCCUUUUUCUGUAUUUAAGAAUGCACCAAACGAACAACGCCAGGUUCCUGGACUUGCUGUGGAGGCACGUGCUCUCCCUGGGUCUCCUCACCGUGGCCUUUCUAGUCUCCUACAGCAGGGUCUACCUGCUUUACCACACCUGGAGCCAGGUACUCUAUGGGGGCAUCGCUGGAAGCCUCAUGGCCAUCGCCUGGUUCGCCUUCACCCAGGAGGUCCUCACCCCACUGUUCCCCAGGAUAGCAGCCUGGCCUAUUUCUGAAUUCUUCCUAAUCCGGGACACAAGCCUCAUUCCCAAUGUACUCUGGUUUGAGUAUACGGUGACCCGGGCAGAAGCCAGGAACAGACAACGCAAGCUGGGGACGAAACUGCAGUGACUGGUGAGCGUGGCUGGGUCCAGCCUCCAGAUCUGGCCUGCGUGAAGCCUUGCAGGAUGGACGGAAUGACAGACAGAAGGAUGAAGCAGAGACCUCUAUAGACCCAAGUCACCAAGUGGAGCCUUUUUUUUUCUUAUUUUAAUUUUAAUGAACAAGGUGGACCAAAGGGCCAAGCCAGCCCCUCAACCAGGACCCUGGAGGGCCUGCUGCCAGGGGUCACACGGCCGGAGACCCUCGCUGUGCUGCUCCUAGCCCCCGGUUGGGCGGAAAGUGCCCUCGGUGUGGGCGCUAGGGUGUGGGGUAGAGGAGGAGGGCUUGCACCUCUGGUCACGGGGCCAGGAAAUCCAGGUGGCGUGAAAAAUAUACACUAUUUAUUUUUUGGUUUUGUCAAAAGCAGCUGGGAUUUGGGAGAUGGGGUUGGGAGAGCCUUCUCUGCGUUGGCUGCCCCAGGUACAGAUGGGCCCAGGUCAGUUUCCCAGGCCCUUUGCCCUGAGCCCAGGGGGCAGACUGCCUCUCCUUGGGUCUGAGAGGUGGCCUGGGGGUCCAGGAGAGGGGAGCACCUCUGUGCCCUCCCUGCCACCAUUGCCAUUCCAGAACCUCGUUCAGUGUUUCCUCGUCUGGGGGCCGGGGCCCAGAGAGAGCGCGCAUCCGGCGGCUGCUGUCCUUGUGUCCUAACCCCCGUCCCCACCCUGUACCACAAGGGCUUUCUCUGGUCCCCUGUCCCCAAGACAGCGGUCCCUCUCUGACAAAAGAGCCUGCACAUGUGGGUGAGCAAACCCAGGUUGUUUACAGCUCUUUCCUGUCCUGCCAUCCAGCAGUUAGUCCUCAUCUCCAUGCGAACAAAACGCAAAGGAACGGGAGCCGGUGAGGGGUGGGGCAGUGGGCGCCCCCUGCCCGCCCCUCCCUCUGUGCGCUCUGAACAUUCCUUGUCCGUCCGACCCCCUCCGAGAGGCUGGGAACCCACUUGGGGUCACCGUUGAGCCUGUGUCUGGGGUGUGGGUCACAGGUCCCCAACUGUCCAGGUCAGGGAAUGACAGCCCCUCUGAAAGGGCCUCGAUCUCUAAGUCGCUCUAAAAAUGGAGUUGUGGAAUAGACAUGCUUCCAGCUCUUGGAAGUUUCUAGAACUGACCCAGGCUGUUUGGGACCUCCUCACCCCCCUCUUUCCUUUGUGGAGGUUCCCAGUCUGCUGCUGAAGCACAAUAUUUUGGUGCUUUCUUUUCUCAUUUGUUAAAGACAGUGUCCAAAAGCCAUUCCAGAUGCCAGGACCAGGGGCCUAUUUAUGGGGAAGGUUGGUCAGUCCCCACAUUUUCUUCCCCUUCCCUUCUUAUUUUUAACUUUUUGCCUGAGACAAGCCAAGUGUGAGGUGGUUUGAUUUAAGAAAAAUCAAUGAAAUUGUUUACUAUUGUUUUAAAAUAAAACCUUGAACUCUGA